GCAUUGUCCCGUCUCUUCAUCGUCUUCCUCACAUAUUCUCCUCCAUCUGAUACACUAGCCACCGCCUUAGGAAAGUACAAAGGACAUAGCCGCCGCCAUAGGUAAGUAGGAGGUGUCAACAGCCUUGGAAAUCAAGUUUCAGAUUGGUGAUUCCCCAAAGCUAUGAAGCUAGAGCUGGAACCCUAGAAUCAGGAGCUGGAACUCUAGAAAUCUGGAGGUGGCAAGUCUAGUACCUAUAUGGUUCCUUGAGUUGCUAGAUACAUAGAUAAACAAGGGAGAGAGAGAAAAAGAGGGUUUUGGUAUCUUAGAAGUGGAGGAGUAAAAAGUCAGGAACUUGUUUUCAUCCGGAUACUUAACGUGAAAAUCAAUCGAGGUGACGAAUAAAUAAGUUUGAAGUUAUUUUAUUGCAAGGGUGUUUUUAAUAAUGUAAUAUACAUGUGUGUUAUUGUUAAUCAUGCUUGGAUUCCUAAACAAGAACUUGGAAUAUAGUUGACCUUUUGUUGUAAAUGUUGGUGUAAACCCCUCUUGUAAUAAAGGUUGUGUUUCAAUUUCGGAAACUUGUCUAUUAUCGUUCUUUUCCAAUUAUUCGUAUUUCAAUUUUGGAAAUUUAUUUCCAUGAUUGGAAUAUAAGUCGCAUCUAAAAAAAAAAAAAAAAAAAAUUUGGAUGUGACAGGCAUGUUUGCUUGAUUGGGAAGUUGAGAGAGUGUUGACAAUUUCAGUUGACAAUGCAAGUGCAAAUAAGGUUGCAAUUGAGUACGUUAGGAAGAAGAUGUUAGGCUGGGAGAAACAGCCUGUUCUUGGAGGCAAGUACCUGCAUGUUAUGUGCCUUGCACAUAUUCUGAACAUCAUUGUCAGAUCAGGCCUAAAAAUGAUGGAGAAAUCAAUUGCUUCAAUUAGGAAUGCGAUACGCUAUGUUCGGAGCAGUGGACAAAGACUUGAAGCUUUUAAAAAGUGUGCAGAGAAUGAGAAGGUUGAGUCCAAGAAAGUAUGCAUCCUUGAUGUGCCAACAAGGUGGAACUCUACCUUUCUAAUGCUAGAGACUGCUUUACAGCUGCGAAAAGCCUUUGAUAGAAUGGCUGAUGAGGAGGACACCAAGUACACGCGGUACUUGGAUGAGGAAGAAGACAUCGACGGUGAAGUGGAUGAGCUGCAAGUUGUUGGAGGGUCUGAUUCAAGGAAGAAACAUAAGACAAAAAGGGUGGGGCCACCGGUUAAAGAGGACUGGGAAAAGGCUGCAGUUUUUGUGAGGUUUUUAAAGGUCUUCUAUGAUGUGACAAUGAGGAUUAGUGCCUCAAAUCACCCAACAUCAUGGAAAGCUUUUCAUGAUAUAGUGGCCAUCAAAUCGGAGAUCGAUGAAUUGUUUAAUAAACCGUAUGAUUUCACUGGUUCAGAGACUGAAAUGAUCUUGUUCGAUAUGGCUGUGAAGAUGAGAGGGAAGUUUGAUAAGUAUUUUGGAAGCUUGGAAGACUGCAAUCAGCUUUUAUUCAUUGCCUUGGUGUUAAACCCAAGGUUCAAGAUCAGAAACUUUGAAAGUAUAUGCAAUAAGUGGCUGAAAAUGAAGUCCGAUGACAUUAAGAAGAAGUCUGCUGAGGUUAAAGAGCUUCUAGUGGCCCUUUGUGAUCUGUACAGCUCCUCAUUGAUGUCUUCAAAGGCUGGAAAUGGAAAAGCUAGGAGUGGAGAGAGCUCAAUUAGCCAAGGCAGCAAAUCCAGCUCCAAAAGGACAGUUGAGCCUACUGGAAAAAUAGCGGACAUGGAACAAGAUUGGGAGAAAGAAUUGGAAAACUCCGACGAAGCUGUUAUUGCACAUGAAGUGGAUAGAUACUUAUUGGACCCGAUUGAGAAGCCUGCAAUUCCUCAUAAGUGGGAUAUAUUGGAGUGGUGGAAGUUGAAUGGUGCCAAGUAUCCUAAUCUUGCUGCCCUUGCCAAGGAUGUUUUGGCAAUACAAGUGAGCACAGUGGCAAGUGAGUCUUGCUUUAGCACAGGCAGAAGGGUCAUUGAUCCCCUUAGGAGUUCUCUAACUCCCAAAACGGUGGAAGCAUUGAUAUGCUACCAAAAUUGGAUCAGAUCCGAAAGCAUCCACAACAUUCAAUAUGUUCCUAGUAUCAAGGACAUUGAAUUUUAUGAAAGUGUGGAGGAUGAACAUGCAAGGGAGGAAGGUGCUAGUACAAUUGAUCAGCCUGAAAUGCCAUCUACGUCUAAAUCAUCUAAAGCUUCAAAGAAUUCAAGGGUUGGUAAUGCAGGCAAAAGUAAAGCAGCAAAAUAAGGUUUUGUUUAAAACUGUGCGUUUAUGCAAUCUGCCACCGGAUUCAGCUUCUUCACUGCAAAGCUGCAAGUUGGAGUUGUCAUGGAGUUCUAGACCUGUUGAGCAUGGGAGUCGGCCGAGCAGCAAUUUGUGCAAAAUGGGAGGAUUGUGUUCAUGUUUCUGUUGCAGUUGUAGACUUG
This is a messenger RNA of Rosa chinensis, 2442 nucleotides long. Its product is annotated as putative AC transposase. Bases 770 to 2263 code for a protein of 497 amino acids. Gene Ontology annotation, molecular function: DNA binding; protein dimerization activity. The transcript is spliced from 7 exons. NCBI's taxonomy places the organism in Eukaryota, Viridiplantae, Streptophyta, Magnoliopsida, Rosales, Rosaceae. The record is from RefSeq and is a predicted model, not a curated record.